Messenger RNA from Gastrolobium bilobum, 1716 nucleotides. RefSeq names its product DELLA protein RGL1-like. The record is from RefSeq and is a predicted model, not a curated record. Gene Ontology annotation, molecular function: sequence-specific DNA binding; DNA-binding transcription factor activity. Gene Ontology annotation, cellular component: nucleus. The coding region runs from base 1 to 1716 and encodes 571 amino acids. NCBI's taxonomy places the organism in Eukaryota, Viridiplantae, Streptophyta, Magnoliopsida, Fabales, Fabaceae. The transcript has a single exon. Gene Ontology annotation, biological process: regulation of DNA-templated transcription.
AUGGAGAUUGAUCAUUUUUCUUCCACGGCACUAAAUUUCAAUGGAGUCGAAGUGAGUUAUGGCUCUAUACAAGAUGUUGUGUUCCAAGAGAAACACAGUUUAUCUGGAAUUGAAUUGCUUGGAGAGAUUAAUCCUCUCCCUAAUGAGAGUGGAAAAGGAGCCAAUUUGUUCAAAUACCAAAAUCAGCAACAACAACAACAUGAAGAACUCAGAUUUGAUAACUUGAUGUCAGAAGAGGUCAACUUUGACUUUGGUCCGCAACCAACACAAGCAUUUCACGAAACUAGAGGGCUAAAGAAUCAGGAAGUGGCAAGUUCAGAACUUGUUGAAUACAAUAAACAAGAGCCACCAUCUUUAGCAUCGUUGGAGCUCCUAAGAAGUCACGGAAGCAGGUUCAAUAGGCUAAGUGGGCAAAAUAUAAGUAACAUUGAAACUUCAUUGGAUCACCAAAACAGGUCAACAGAAGAAAUAAUAAGAGUGGCUGGAACAAGGUAUGUACAAUUAUCUGCCCAUUGGAAUGAUAGUUUUUUCAUCCCCAUGCACCCUUAUGGAUUUGAUCUUGGGGAUUUGUCUGAGGAAGAAAAUAGAGACGUUGAACUUGCUCAGUUUCUCCUUGCUGCAGCUGAGAGAGUAGGGUGUCAACAAUUUGAACGUGCAAGCAGGUUACUUAUCGUUUGUGAAAGGAAUUCAUCUGCCACAGCAAACCCUGCUCAAAGAGUUAUCUUUCAUUUCGCUCAAGCACUUCGAGCGAGAAUAGACAAAGAAACAGGAAAGGUGACAAUUAAGGGGUUGGUGAAAAAUGAAGAAAGGGAAUUACAUCGGAAUAUGGAUACCAUCUUGUCCCUUACAUGCCAUAAAAAAAUCCCUUUUAAUCAGGUAAUGCAAUUCACUGGGAUACAAGCCAUAGUGGAACAUGUUGCAUCUGAUACGAAGAUCCAUCUGAUAGAUCUUGAUAUAAAUAGUGGGGUGCACUGCACGGCUUUGAUGCAAGCACUGGUUGAGCGCCAGGAUUGUGCAGUGGAGCUUUUGAAGAUGACUGCCAUUGGACUUUAUACAUGCAAAACCAAGAUAGAAGAGACUGGUAAAAGGUUAGCGAGUUUUGCUGAAUCCUUGAACUUGCCCUUUUUAUUUAAGGCAGUUUUUGUCACAGACAUAGCAGAACUCAAGGAAGAUCAUUUUGAAGUUGGAAGGCAUGAAGCUGUAGCUGUUUACUCUCCCUAUUUACUGAGGAACAUGAUAUCUAGGCCUGAUUGUAUGGAAAACUUGAUGGGGGUUAUUAGAAAUAUCAAACCAUCUAUAAUGAUAGUACUUGAAGUUGAAGCAAACCAUAAUUCACCCUCCUUUGUGAAUCGCUUCAUUGAAGCAUUGUUCUUCUACUCAGCUUUUUUUGAUUGCCUUGAAACCUGCACAAAACAGGAGAAUGAGUGCAGAAUGGCAACCGAAAGAAUACUUUCUGCAGGGAUAAGAAACAUUGUUGCUAUGGAAGGCAGGGAAAGGACGGUUAGAAAUGUGAAGAUAGAUGUUUGGAGAAGGUUCUUUGCAAGGUACCGAAUGGUGGAAACUGGAUUUAGCAAGUCAUGUCUUUACCAAGCUGAUUUGGUUGCCAAAGAGUUUGCUUUUGGGAAAUUAUGCACUAUAGAGAGGAAUGGGAAGUGUCUCAUAGUUGGAUGGAAAGGUACCCCAAUGCAUUCAAUCUCAGCUUGGAGGUUUCCUUGA